Molecule: messenger RNA, 930 nt
Organism: Penicillium macrosclerotiorum
Lineage: Eukaryota; Fungi; Ascomycota; Eurotiomycetes; Eurotiales; Aspergillaceae
Exons: 4
Coding region: 1-930 (309 amino acids)
Source: RefSeq, a predicted model, not a curated record
AUGGUCGUCAUCGCUGUCGCUGGUGGUACAGGCGGCGUGGGAAAGACUCUUGUAGAGAGACUGGCCCAGGAACCUGGAUUCGAAGUUCUUGUGCUAUCACGGAAUAAGCAGGAAGAAAGAAAUGGAGUGGAAAGAGUGCUUAUCGACUACAAUGAUCUGCUGUCUAUGACACGCACAUUGGAACACCACAAUGUCCACACUGUCAUAUCUGCAAUUAGUAUUAUUUCCGAUGAGACUAGUCUCGCUCAACUGAACUUAAUCGAGGCUGCUGAGAUGUCAAGUAUGACACAGCGAUUUAUUCCGAGCGAGUAUUCGUUUAUCCAGACACCUGAAUUACUCCAUAUUGAUCCUAGUAUUCAGUACUGGCUGGAUGCGGCCGACCGACUAAAAAGGUCUUCACUGCAAUACACUAGGGUAAUCCCGGGCUUUUUCAUGGACUACUGGGGAAUGCCACAUAUUCAGACCAACCUCCAUCCUUACACCUUUGGCAUCAACAUAGCAAGCGGUGUAGCUGCUAUUCCUGGGGAUGGAAAUGAUGUUAUUUGCAUGACAUAUACAUAUGACCUAGCGACCUACAUGGUUAAAAUGCUCAACCUCAAUGAAUGGCCGGAGUUCAGCGUGUUCGUGGGCGAUGAAGUUACAUACAACGAGCUCCUUUCCAUGGCGGAGAGCAUAACCGGAUACAAAUUCCGGGUAACUUAUGACAGUGUCGAUCAAAUCAAUGUUGGAAAUUCUACCGUGCCACCUAUGCCCGAUGAUGUGGGCUCUCCUGAUGAGUUGAAGGAGGUUACGGCUUUGGUGAGUCGGCUUACUGUCGCUGGUGCGUUUCGACUACCGAAAGACAAUCGCCUGAGUGAUUACUUUUCCGAGGUGCAACCCAUCAAGAUCAGGGAGUUCUUAGAGAAAUGUUGGAAGAAAGACAAGGAUUAA